AUGGCUCUUCAUCUCUCCCUCCUCCUCCUCCUCCUCUUCCUCAUCCUCACCCUCAUCCUCUUUGUACUCUCAGCAGCGAGGCAUGUGUCUGUGCAGACAGGAGGCUCCAUCACCAUCCCAUGUCAAUAUGAUCCGAAUCACAUCAACCAUGUGAAAUACUGGUGUAAAGGAUUACUUUGGGACGGAUGUUCUUAUGUGGUACGCACUGACCAUCCUAAGAUCAGUGGUAAGGCCUCAAUCUCUGAUGACAUCAACAAGAGAAUCUUCACUAUGACCAUGACUAACCUGAAGUCACGGGACUCUGAGAAUUACAGGUGUGUUGUGGAGAUCAAUGGAGGACCAGAUAUCAGGAUACAUUGGUUCUACCUAUCUGUCACUUUAGGUACUGCAGAACUCUAUGUGGACCAACAGGAAGUGACUGGAGUAGAAGGAGGGAGUGUCACUGUCCGUUGUUACUAUAGUAACUCUGGAGAUAUGAAGUGGUGCAGGAUGGGUGGUGAUUGUGUGAGUUUGUAUUAUUGGACUUUACAUGGAACAUCAGUGACAUUAAAGCGGACUAGUGAUGCCAACAACAGAAAAGUCUUAACAGUGACUAUGGGUGGACUGAAGAUGGAGAACACUGACUUGUAUUGGUGUAGAGUGGGAGAACUAGAGUUGCCUGUUCACAUCACUGUCAGUCAACAAACUGCAACACAGAGAACCACUACAAUGACGUCAACAACCCAAGCUCCAACCAAUCAACAACCCUCUGCCUCUCCAACUGCUGAGCCUGUUCAGAUUGACAACACAAGUCAAGGAGCUGAUGGGAACAUGGAGGACGUCCACCAGAGGUCCAUAGAUGUGAAAGUCCUUUUGAUUCCUUGGGGCAUGUUGGUGGUGGUGACAGCUGGUAUCCUAGUCACAUGGAAGAUGUGGACAAAGCAUAGUAAGUAG
This is a messenger RNA of Coregonus clupeaformis (lake whitefish), 933 nucleotides long. Its product is annotated as polymeric immunoglobulin receptor-like. The transcript is spliced from 5 exons. The coding region runs from base 1 to 933 and encodes 310 amino acids. The record is from RefSeq and is a predicted model, not a curated record. Lineage: Eukaryota; Metazoa; Chordata; Actinopteri; Salmoniformes; Salmonidae.